AAAACCCAUUUAAUUUCAAAAUUAGUAUAAAAAUGUGUACUUGAUAAUGUUAAAGAAUAUCUUCCAAAUUAGAGUUUAGUACUUCGUUCGCUGUAGGUCUUGACAAUCAAACUGAAAUUGGAUUGAGUGUGGAUGUGGCUGUGGCUCCGACCCUUUGACGUCUUGCAGAUAUUAAAUUGAAAUGCCCUCGGUUGAGGUGAGCGUGCGCCAGGGAGCCGCCUUUCUGGCCCUGUACGUGCUGCUCCUGGCCGCUCUGGUCCGUCCGCAGAUGAACUUUAGUAUUUUCGUGGACUCGUUCUUCCUGCGGGUCAAGUACUCGGCGGUGAUGGUGCUGAGCUACCGCUUCGACACCUACAUGGCCUUGGCCGCCGCCCCACUCAGUGCCGUCACCGUUUUCGCCCUCUCCAAGUGGAAUGAGCGGUGCGAGAAUCCCUCCUCCCACAAGCUGAUCAUCACUGGCGUGGCCUGCUUCUAUGUCCUGGUGCUGUUGGCCAAUGUCCUAGCCAACGGAAUGGUCAUGCAGCAGGCGCUCAUCCGAUUCGACCAGUGUCCCUAUAGGGCGUGGUACAUGUAUGGCCAAAUGGCGAUGUCCUUCAUCAAGUCAGCGAUUGCGGACGUUCAGGAACUAGUCACAAGACAGCACCACCGACGACCCAGGCUGAUAUAUCGUAUGCAUUAG
Drosophila takahashii is the source of this 679-nucleotide messenger RNA. RefSeq lists its product as uncharacterized. NCBI's taxonomy places the organism in Eukaryota, Metazoa, Arthropoda, Insecta, Diptera, Drosophilidae. The record is from RefSeq and is a predicted model, not a curated record.